Molecule: messenger RNA, 1248 nt
Organism: Hevea brasiliensis (rubber tree)
Lineage: Eukaryota; Viridiplantae; Streptophyta; Magnoliopsida; Malpighiales; Euphorbiaceae
Product: transcription factor IBH1
Exons: 2
Coding region: 391-897 (168 amino acids)
Biological process (GO): regulation of DNA-templated transcription
Source: RefSeq, a predicted model, not a curated record
AACGUAUAAUUUAAUUCAAUUAUAAUGAUAAUAUCAAUUAUCAAAUCUUGAUUCUCAUCUCUCCUUCUUUACACCACCCAUUUUCAAUCUCUUCACUUCUCUCAUUGUACUAAUCUUUUUCUUUCAUUCUCUUCAUCACUCUUCACACAUGUUUUCCUCCUUAAAGUUUCCCUGGCCACUAUCUCUUUCUCCCUCUUGUUUUCUGUUUGGCGAUUUUUAGAUUCUGUGUGUCAGAGUUACAUUUUCCUUUUGUCUUUCUGAUUUUCUGAGCAAGAGGACCCCUUUCUGUCAGAUACAAAAUCUCUUAUCUCUAACACUUGCUUUUAAGUGCUAUCCUUCACAUAUCUGCAUCAUUAUCAAUACCCAACUACCCAUAUUCACCACUCCUUCAUGAAUCCUCAUCACCACUCCUCUUAUUUAAACCCUAAUUCUUUGAAAUCUAGGUUCACUAAAAACUUCCUUCGAUCUUUGAUUAAAAUAAACAAGCAAACACCUUUUCCAUGUCGUCCUACAGAGAUGUUUCAACGAUGUCAUAAGGUUAAGACUGCUGCUGAUAAAUCCCUAGCUUGCGCUGUUGGGUCAAGGAGAGUUUGGAGUAGGGCAAUGCUUUGCAAGAUUCGAAACCGAGCACUGAGGAGGGGACCCCAGAAGCCUCCUUCAGUUAGAAGAAUCAUCAUCAACAAUCGAACCAUGAAAAAGGGUUUUAAUUGUUUAAAGGAGAAGAUGAAUGAUGAUCAAGAAGCUGGUAUUGAUCAAACCAGUAAGCUAAGAAAACUGGUACCAGGAGGUGAAGCUAUGGAUUUAUGCAAUUUGUUGGAUGAGGCUGCACAUUACAUCAAGUGCCUUAACACCCAAGUACAGCUAGCUAGCUUCUUGAAAAAACUGGUGAUGAACUGAUCUCUAGCUAGCUUAGUGUUCCAGGAAAUUCAUGAUGCAGAAAGGAUUGAAUCCCUUGGUAAGGAUUGAAGAAAACUGGCACUCACUUUUUUAGGAAAAAAAAAAGGGCAUCUUUUGGUAAUUAGCAGAGGCAAUGGGUCCAAGUAGGUAAUAAUUGUGCUCCCUGGCCUUUAGUCUUGAACCCGUGUAUGUUUCUCCAGUUUUCAAUGUUUUUACGUUUGUCACCCAGUUGCUUCAAAAGUGAUGACCAAAUGAUUCCUUUCUCCCACACAUGCUUCCCACCAAUUAUGUUUCUUUCCCAUCUGUUGUGUGUGUGUGUGUAUAUAUAUAUAUAAUUUUUUUCUUUUUUCC